Drosophila ficusphila is the source of this 1211-nucleotide messenger RNA. It is a transcript of the gene MBD-like, whose product is annotated as methyl-CpG-binding domain protein 2. Bases 87 to 1088 code for a protein of 333 amino acids. The transcript has 3 exons. Lineage: Eukaryota; Metazoa; Arthropoda; Insecta; Diptera; Drosophilidae. Gene Ontology annotation, molecular function: DNA binding. The record is from RefSeq and is a predicted model, not a curated record.
AUUAUUGUCUCCUGUUGUACAGCCACACUGCUGCCAGUCCAGACGCUGCUUUUUGAUUGAAUUGUUAAUUAUUUACUUCGGCGAGCAUGCAAAUGAACCCGAGCGUCACAAUCGAGCGCAAACGUGUCGACUGCAGUGUCCUGCCAAAAGGAUGGCAGCGCGACGAAGUCCGCAAAUCAGGCAGCAGCGCUAAUAGCAACGCCAGCAGCAACAACAACAGCAGUAGCAACAACAACAACAAUAACAAGGUGGAUGUUUUCUACUACAGCAGUCCUACAGGAAAAAGGGUCGAGGGAAAGCCGCAGGACAUUGGAGUCUCCGAUUUUCAAACUGGCAAGAUGCAACAAAGGGCCCUGCCCUCGCCCUCCAUUUCGCUGUAUCGGUGCAGCGCCAUGCCUCUGCCGUUGACAAGUGGCGGGGGAAAUGGGGCCGCCACCGGAUCGGCAGCGAAUGCCCUUAAGCGCAAGUUCGCCAGGAGUCAAGGAGGCACUGCAGCUGCAGCAGGAGCUGCUGCCCCAGCGAUAACUACCCCAGCAACAGCAGCAUCUGCAUCCCCAUCAACGGCCAAUAAUCGCCAGCAGCAACAGAUCGAACUCAGCCGAGCCCUGCGCACAGACGUCUCCCUAGUGCCGCCCAUCCGACAGACUGCCUCGAUCUUCAAGCAACCGGUGACGGCGAUUCGUAACCACAGCCAGGAUCCCGCCAAGGGCAAGCCCGAUGCCAAGCAUGGCACUCAGGAGAAACCCAAGCAGUUGUUCUGGGAAAAGCGACUGGAAAGACUACGCGCCUGCCACGACAACGGCGAGGAACUGGACGACAUCUCACUGCCCAAAACCAUUCGCACCGUUGGCCCCAAUGUCGACGAACAGACCGUCCUCCAGUCGGUGGCCACAGCGCUGCACAUGCUCAAUACCGGCGUCCGCGGCCAGAGCUUCACGAAGGCGGACUUGACCAAGAAUACCAUGGCGUUCAUGGAUCCCGAACAGCCACUCAUGCACGCCGUGAUCAUCUCCGAGGACGACAUACGCAAGCAGGAGGAUCGGGUCGGUGUGGCGCGUCGAAAGCUGCAGGAUGCACUCAAGACAUGAGUGCAAUGGUUACCCCUCAUGCAUCUACCGAUUCCAUUGUAGACUCUAACAUCUCUAUCAUAUUGACCCCUAUUCGAAAUCUAUAUUUAAGACUAGUGUGUAAUAAAGCAAAACCAACUACAA